Molecule: messenger RNA, 5578 nt
Organism: Metopolophium dirhodum (rose-grain aphid)
Lineage: Eukaryota; Metazoa; Arthropoda; Insecta; Hemiptera; Aphididae
Product: F-box/WD repeat-containing protein 7-like
Exons: 13
Coding region: 323-2269 (648 amino acids)
Biological process (GO): proteasome-mediated ubiquitin-dependent protein catabolic process; ubiquitin recycling
Cellular component (GO): cytoplasm; nucleus
Molecular function (GO): ubiquitin binding
Source: RefSeq, a predicted model, not a curated record
CAAUUUUGAUGAUAACAUAGAAAUAAAAAAGAAAAUUUUUUUAAAUUAACUAGACACAUUAAUAAUUAUUAAAAUUGUUUAGACUUUACUCUUUAUUUCUUAAUGCUUUUGUAAAUUAUGAUGGUUGAUGGGAAGAGGAAGAAGGUACACAAUUUUCAGUUUUGAAACGUGAGAUUCGUUCGUCAUGGGUCGUUGGUGAAGGAAGGGUGUCCCAGGGGCCAGUGACGAGUAUUUAUUUCUCAUAAUCGUAUCUGAAAUUUUGUCGUUCGUUUUCACGCAAGGAGUUCGACACCUGCUACCAUUAAGAAGACCAUAUUUAUGAAUGGAAGGCGAUCAACUGGAUUUCGAAGACCCGUCUACAUCGUGCCUUGAAAAGAGUGACUCUACUAGCCAAAGUCCGACCAUGUGUCCUGUUGUAUUGGAUACAGCAGAAGAAGAACUGAUAGCAGAAGAAUCUGCACCAACCACAGAUUCAGAUGAAAUUGGAAUAGCUAACAUUGAAAUGAAAAAUGUAUUUAAUCUUCAUUUAGUUGAUAGUACAUGUACAGACCAAGAUAUUUAUUCCGAUGAGAGUCCUUUACCCGGUGAUUGGGUUAAUGAUGAUUGGACGGAUAAUCCUAGUGAACAAGAAGAUGCUUCUAAUUCUAAUGGUGUUAUGCGAAAACGAAAAAUAUCAAAUUCCACAUUAACGUCUGAAGAUUUUCCGUCCAAAAAACAAUAUUAUGAUCAAAACAAUUUGAAUCUUGAAAGACUGACGCCAAAAUUGGCUGAUACUGAAUUAGAUAAAAUUGAUAAAAUAAAGAUUCGUCGAAGUUGUAUACCGUCCAAAGAUGAUCCUCCUGAAGAAAUGAUGGAAUGGCUAAAAACUUUUUCGAAAUGGUCAAAUGCGGAAAGGAUGUUAGCUAUAGAUAUGUUGGUGGAUGAAUGUGAACCUACUCAAGUUCGCCAUAUGUUACAGCUUAUUGAACCACAGUUCCAACGAGACUUUAUUUCUCUACUUCCCAAAGAAUUGGCAUUAUAUGUUUUGUCAUAUUUGGAACCCAAAGACUUGUUAAAAGCAGCUCAAACAUGUCAUAGUUGGAGGUUUUUAUCUGAAGACAACUUACUAUGGCGUGAAAAGUGCCAAAACGUUAGUAUACCUUUGACGGAUCCGUCUACUAUUAAGUGUUCAAAAAAUCGCAGUGUUACCUCACCGUGGAAGUCUUCAUACAUGAGACACCAUGCAAUUGAAAUGAAUUGGAGAGUAAAACCAAUAAGAAUGCCAAUAAUACUCAAAGGCCAUGAUGAUCAUGUUAUUACAUGCUUACAAUUUUGUGGAAAUCAGGUUGUUAGUGGUUCUGAUGACAAUACACUUAAAGUUUGGUCAGUUCUAACUGGAAAAUGUUUGCGUACAUUGGUUGGGCAUACUGGUGGUGUAUGGUCAUCACAAAUGGCUGGUAAUGUAAUAAUUAGCGGUUCCACUGAUCGCACUUUAAAAGUCUGGAACGCAGAAACUGGUCAAUGUACACAUACAUUGUAUGGUCACACUUCAACAGUUCGUUGUAUGCAUUUACACGAAAAUAAAGUUGUAAGUGGAUCAAGGGAUGCAUCACUCAGGUUGUGGGAUAUUAAAACUGGUCAAUGCUUGUCUAUAUUCCUUGGUCAUCAGGCUGCUGUACGUUGUGUCCAAUAUGAUGGGCGAUUAAUAGUUAGUGGUGCUUAUGACUACCUAGUCAAAGUAUGGGAUGCAGAAAGUGAAAUUUGUUUACAUACAUUAUCUGGUCACACUAAUCGUGUAUAUUCUUUACAAUUUGAUAGUACUCAUGUUGUAAGUGGAUCUUUAGAUACUAGCAUAAGAGUAUGGGAUGUAGAGACUGGUACAUGUAAGCACACUUUAAUGGGACACCAAUCAUUAACAUCUGGUAUGGAGCUAAGAGAUAAUAUCUUAGUGUCUGGAAAUGCAGAUUCUACGGUCAAAGUAUGGGAUAUACUUACUGGGCAAUGCUUGCAGACGUUGUCGGGUUCAAAUAAACAUAAUUCUGCAGUUACAUGUUUACAAUUUAAUACUAGAUUUGUGGUAACCUCUUCCGAUGAUGGGACUGUGAAAUUGUGGGACGUAAAAACUGGUGAAUUUAUUAGAAAUCUAAUUGCACUAGAAAGUGGUGGUAGUGGUGGAGUUGUAUGGCGAAUACGUGCAAAUGAAACAAAGUUAGUAUGUGCAGUAGGCAGCCGCAAUGGCACCGAAGAAACCAAAUUAUUUGUAUUGGAUUUUGACGCUGACUACAAGUAACAUCAAAUAACAAAUUUAGUAGUUUGCAUCACAUUUUUUUAUUUGUGGUUUAAGGAGAGUUACGAAUAUUUGGGACUGUUAUACUUAAGUUAAAAGAUGUCCCUUAUAUAUUAUCAGUUAUCACAAAUUACCGUUAUCAUAAUGUUUCAGUAUUACCUAUGUUUUUUAUUAUUAUUAUUUAUAAAGGAGGGAAAUUAAAGUGGUUUCUGAUUGAUCUAGAAAGAUCUAUGGAGUGUUUUUUGUGAUUUAUAGCACAAUACAAUUAAGUUAUAGAUGAAUUUGCAUAUUAUUUUCUAGUCUGAAGCUAUAAUAAUCAUAGUUUGAUAUUCUGUGAGCCGAAUAAAUUGGUUAUUUUUUAUUAUUCCCAGUAUACUUUUUAAUAUGAUAUUUGAGAAAUAUUUGAGAUACAAAUUAUUAAAUAGUUUGAUAAUAUGUUGUGUAAAUUUGUAAUAAAACUUAACUAAAUACUAACUUUGAUACGUCAUACGUUAUACAUUUGUAUAUUACAGAACUUCCACCAAAAUGUUGUUAGUUUUUAAGUUAAGUUCUUUCUAUCUUGUUAGGAAACAAAUGAAAAUGUUAACUUAUCACAAAUUUGUAUGUUAGAAGCUUUAACUAAAAACAUUUCAAAAGUUCAUAGACUUAACUUUUAUUUCUUUGCAGAAUGGUUUUAAGAUUUUGUUCUUUGAUUUUCUUUAUUUUUAUUAUUAUUAUUAUUAUUACUAUAAAUUUUGUUAUUGAUAAAAAGUAUUGGUAUUUUUUUAACUCGCCAUAAGUGUUAAGUUGUGAGGAGGAGGAGAGUUUGAAUUUCAAGAUUCUGAUUUUCUUGAUGUAUUUUUCUAUUUUCUUCUUCCUGAUCUCAUAAGAAAAAAACAAUAAAUUAUAAUCUAUUCUAUGUAAUCCUUUUCUAAACAUUUAUUUAUAUUAUUUUUUUCAAAUUUUCAUUGUUCAACUAUGAUAAAAGAACUCUUAUGGUUAAUAAUUUCAUAAUUUAUUUUUGGUAAAAUUUAUUUCAAAAUAUAUACAGAGUAAUUCCCCAAGCAUGAUCGGAUCCCCAGAAUUCAAAAAUGUAGUAUUAAAUUAAAAAAUUAAGGUGAGUAUACUUGGUAAAUUUCCCUGUAUACAAAUAAUAGAACUAAAAACUAUGAUCUUUUUUUUUGUCUAAUUUUAUGACUUAAUCAAUUUUAAAUAACUUAUGAAAUAAAUCGGUAAAUCACUAGUUUUCAGGAAAAUAUUUUAUUGUAGCCCAUGCUUCAGAGUUAGCAUUCACCACUGGUAUAUAUAUAAUAUAAUCAUACCUUUUAUUUAAAAUAUUAUAGAGAAAUUAAUUAUAGUCGGUUUUGUUAUUACUAGACAGCAAUACUUUUACAAUUUGAAAUUUUUUUUUAUGUUUAUCAGUUUAUCAUAUUCAAAAACAAUGUAUAAUUUAAAAUGUAUUAUUUGCUUUUGGGUAUUUGAAGGUUAAUGGUGUUUGAAUUGGUGAGUUUAAAUAUUUUGCUAUCAAAACAAAAUAUUUGUUUGUAAAAAUUGAUGAUUUAUUUUACUAAUUACAAGCUAUGAAUACUAAAUAAUAGUUACCAAUUCGAUUUUUAAACUGAUAAAUACAAAUAGUUUUAUAUCUGCAAUCCUGUUUUGCUUAUAUUUGCACACAAUAGUGUCAUGUUUUGAAAAUUUAAACACAAAUAAAAAUAUUUUUCAGAAGUAUUAACACUGCUUAAUAGUGUGAAUAUCUAAAUUAUGAAGGCAUAGAUCUUACAUAAUAGGGUGUUUAAAAUAUUUUUUGGAAAGAAAAAUAUUUGUUAUCAAACAUGUUUAAUUAUAAUUUGUCUGAUAUGUCAUCUUCGUUGUAAAACAAAUAAUUGCUGAACUAUUUUAAUUAUUACUAGUAUAACAGUGGUUAAUGUAUCAGCUAUUUGAUUUGAUUAAAUUAAAACUUUUUAAAGAUCUCAAUUGAUUGUGGCUAAUUCCAGAAAUAAUGCAUACUAUUCAAAGAAUACUUUGACAUUUUUGUAGAUGGGAGAAGGGAACUUAAGAAAAUUAAGUGACUUAAGUGCAAUAAAAUUGUUUUCUUAAAUGAAUAUUUAAUAAUAUUGCUUUAAAUGUAAAUAUUAUGUAUCUUUAUUUUAUAAUUAAUAUUAAUUUAAUUUAAUGAUUAAAUUUGUUGAUUAUUAAUUAGACCAUUAAUUAUUUUCUGUAUGAAAAUAAUUAAGAACUUAUUAAUUACAAUGCUCAAUGUUGAUAGGAUGUAAAUAUUAUAUUAGUAAUAAUAUUAUUUAACUAUCAUGUCAUUGAUAAUUGUGUAAUAUUAUUAUUUCAAAUGAACAAAAUAACCAUAUUUUGUUUUGUAAGUGCCAAAAACUAGACUAUUUUGUGGUUAAUUUAUAUAACAAUCCCAUGUAAUUAAUAAUUACAAUGAUAUUGUGUCCACCUCAUAGAUAAUAAAAGAAAGGAUAGGCCAUUCUUAUAUUAAUGUACGAGGGGUUUGAGAGCCGGAAUGUGGAUGAGAGACAAACUGCUUUUAUAUGGUGUUUCUCACUCUAGCAAGUGAUCAUUAUUUUAUUAUAAGACCCCUUGUAACGUUCAUGCACGUGUGAUAAGAUGUCAUGGCCUAUCCAUUCUUUUAUUAUCUAUGGUCCACCUACCAUAUUCGUAGUUGCCAAUUGCAAUUUUGUAAUUAAUUAUUAUAAUUUUUUUUUUUGAUAAAAUCUUUUUCACUUGUUUCUGCCCUGAUAUGUCUUUUCCAUGACAUUUGAACCUGAUGUCUGGUUAAACAAAUUGUUGUUACCCGAUAUAAGUUUAAUUGUUCUAUAUAUUAAUUAAUGUAUUACCAUCAAAAUAGUUUCAGUUUAACUAUUAUUUUAUAUUUAUUGUUUUUGAAACAGUGACAAAUAAUAAAUGUGUAUUUUUUUUUAUUUUAUGUAAAUUAUAUUUGUUUAAUUAUUAGUUUUGUUGUUAUGGCUGCAUUAGUCACACAAACAAUAAACAUAGUAGUUCAACUACAUGCUAAAAAUAGUAAAAUUAUUCUUAGAACCUGUGAUUUAUUAAUUUACUUCUUUCUUCUUUUGUUAUAUUGAAACUCCACCAUAGAACUAUACUUUGUAGUUUUAUAUUUUGUUUGUGAAUAUAUUAUUAUAAAAUUAAAGUAACUUUAUACCAAUAGAUAUUUGUAAUAAAUAGUAAAUUAUUUUAAGUUACAGCUAAUGUUUAAGUAAUUCUGUUGUUAUUUAUUUUUCUCUUGUUUAUAGUCGUAUAUAAAAUUGUACGAUUUGCAUAUAAAAGUAAUAAAAAUGUUUGUAUGAAAAUAUAUAA